Molecule: messenger RNA, 992 nt
Organism: Pygoscelis adeliae (Adelie penguin)
Lineage: Eukaryota; Metazoa; Chordata; Aves; Sphenisciformes; Spheniscidae
Gene: ANKRD9
Product: ankyrin repeat domain 9
Exons: 3
Coding region: 1-699 (232 amino acids)
Source: RefSeq, a predicted model, not a curated record
AUGCGGCGGGUACCACUGCCAUCAGCGACAGGCAGCGAGGCACGGGCAGCCCAGAAGCAGUGCAAGAAAUCCUCCUUCGCCUUCUACCAGGCAGUGAGGGACCUGCUGCCCGUCUGGUUCCUGGAGGACAUGCGGACCAUGGAGGUCUUCCACUGGGAGGACGGGGGCAAGGUGAGCGUGUACUCACCCUCGGAGGCCCUGCUCUACGCGCUGGUGCAUGACCACCAGCCCUACUCCCAGCACCUGCUGACUAAGUUCCCCCAGAGCGCCCUGGCCGUGCCCAGCCAAACCUUCAUGCGACCCGAGUGCUUGCUCCUGCUGCUCGGGCACGGCGCAUCGCCCUGCUUGCAGGACAGUGCCGGGAAUACCCCCCUCGACACCUUGCUGCAGCAGAUUUCCCACACGCCGGCAGUUAACACGCGUGCCAAGCUCCUCUGCCUCGACUGCCUCUUCUUCUUUGUGCCUCAGGACCUCCAGUUCUCAAUGAAGCAGCAACUGUUGGACAACCGGCAGCGGUGGCAGGACCUCCUGGGGGAGAACAGGUUGCAGUGCCUGCUGGGCUUAGCUCCCCCGUCACUGUUUGUCGGAGCCAUGCGUGUCUUGAUCAGGACCAUUUCACCUGAGCAUUUCCCAGAGGCUCUGGACAAUCUGCCUCUGCCUCAGUUUCUAAAGCCUUUGGACUUGAAACUGGAGAGCUAGAGAGGUGGUAUGAGAGUCUCCUGCUCACCUGACAGAAAUAGACUGUUGUGCUAAAAAUGUAUUGGUAUACAAAGCUGCUCAUGCGGCAGCCAAGUAUCCAUUUUAAUUAGAACUGUAUUUUUUAAAAGAAUUGUAUCUGGCACUUUACAAUAUAUUUUAUUUAAAGAUCCUUGUGGUGAGGUGGUCUGCACUGCAUUUUAUAAAAACAUUCUAUGGCAUGUACAAAUGAGGGUAUGUGGGAGAAUAUAUUUGUAAAUACAUCUGAAUAAACCAGUGGCAGAUGUGAUCAAAAU